Messenger RNA from Agelaius phoeniceus (red-winged blackbird), 1200 nucleotides. NCBI's taxonomy places the organism in Eukaryota, Metazoa, Chordata, Aves, Passeriformes, Icteridae. The record is from RefSeq and is a predicted model, not a curated record.
AUGGAGCCGCUGGAGACGAACAGCAGCUGCAGCAACGGGUCUCUGAUCACCCUUUCGUGCCUUUCCCACCGGGUCGUGUGCCAAGUGAUCAGCAGUGCUGUCCCAGCUGACUCAAUCCUGGACAAUGGGACUUCAGACAGCUCCUGGAUAACUCGGCUGGAAAACAACUAUGGAUUCUACAUUGGCCUGGGCUUGGCUGUCUUCUCCAGCUUCCUCAUCGGCAGCAGCGUCAUCCUCAAGAAAAAGGGACUGCUAAGGCUGGUGGAGAAGGGAGGCACCAGGGCAGGAGAUGGAGGCCAUGGCUACCUAAAGGACUGGCUCUGGUGGGCUGGCUUGUUAACCAUGGGUGGAGGGGAAGCUGCCAACUUUGCUGCCUAUGCCUUUGCUCCUGCAACUAUUGUCACACCUCUGGGGGCUCUGAGCGUGCUCAUAAGUGCCAUUCUGUCCUCAUAUUUGCUUGGAGAACGGCUCAACCUGCUGGGAAAGCUGGGCUGCCUGCUGAGCCUGGUGGGCAGCACUGUGAUGGUCAUACAUGCCCCAGAGGAUGAGGAGGUCACCACUCUGGAGGAAAUGACUUCCAAGCUGAAGGAGCCGGGUUUCCUGGCUUAUGCUGCAAUCCUCCUGGCUCUCUGCUUCCUCCUGAUCUUCUGCCUCGCCCCCCGUUAUGGCCAGAGCAACAUCCUCAUCUACCUCGCCAUCUGCUCCGUUAUCGGUGCCUUCUCCGUGUCCUCCGUCAAGGGCUUGGGAAUUGCCAUCAAGGGCUUCUUUGCUGGCCAGCCUGUGCUGCAGAACCCACUGACCUGGAUCCUGGUCAUCACUCUGGUGGCAUCCAUCACCACGCAGAUCAACUACCUCAACAAGUCUCUGGACAUUUUCAACACCUCUUUGGUGUUCCCCAUCUACUACGUGCUGUUCACCACCAUCGUCAUCACCACUUCCAUCAUCCUCUUUAAGGAGUGGGUCACCAUGACUGUGGUUGACAUCAUUGGGACAGUCUGUGGCUUCCUCACCAUCAUUCUGGGGGUGUUUUUACUCCAUGCUUUCAAAGACAUGGAUGUCAGUUUUGGGAAUUUACCCCAAGUCCUUCAGAACGAACAGCCAGCACCGGUCACCAGAGAUGACAAGAACAUCCUGAUAGAGGUGGACAACUCCAGCAUUGCUCCAGAGGACAAACCCAAAGUAUUCAUGCUCUACACUUAG